This is a messenger RNA of Formica exsecta, 2497 nucleotides long. Its product is annotated as HIRA-interacting protein 3-like. Bases 197 to 1780 code for a protein of 527 amino acids. Gene Ontology annotation, cellular component: nucleus. The transcript is spliced from 5 exons. Lineage: Eukaryota; Metazoa; Arthropoda; Insecta; Hymenoptera; Formicidae. The record is from RefSeq and is a predicted model, not a curated record.
UUGUCAUGCGUAACGUUUUGAUGCGUUUUGUGUACAAGAGCCCAUAGUUUCUUAAAUGUUUGUUUUUCAUGAAUAAAAGUAUUGGCCAAUAGCCGGUGCUAGCCGUUGCAUCGUUAUUGUAGAAUUUUGCCGCGCAAAACAUACAUGAUCGCAUGAGUCGUGACAACUACGUAAUAAAUAUUGGAGAUUGUUAAAAAUGGCAGACUCUGAUCAUGAGGAAGCAGACAUGGAUAAAUUAGAGCUAUCUUCAGAUUUUGCAGAUAUUAUAAUGACAAAGAAGAGACCACGAGAAGAAGAUUCUGCAGAAGAUGAAUCAAACAAUUUAUCUACUAAAAAACAACGAAAUUUCUUUGAUGAACAGACAGAAAUAUCAAAAGAAGAUAACACCGAGACUAUUUCAGAUAAAAAUGGUACAGAUGAAUAUAAUGUAAAAGAAGAAAAGCAUACAAUAUAUUCAGAAAGCGAACAAAAUGUACAGGAAAAAUUUCUGUCUGAAUUAAACAUGCAUAAAGAGGAAAAUAAAGAAAAACAAGACAUUAAGCUAAUCAAACAGGAAAACGGGAAUGAGAUUCUUUUAAACAAGGAUUGUUCUAUCACGGAUGAAAAUAUAGGAAAUAUAAAAAAGGAGGAUGGUCCACACAAAAAACCUGUUACAAAUACAAUUGCAAUAUCUAUUUCUAAUGAUGAGGAAGAAGGAAAAGAAAGUAAUGAAGAAAUUAAUGAAGCAGACGAGCAAACAAAAGAGCAAAGUAAGAAAAAUGGGAUAAAAAAAAAACAUAUUGCGAAAAAUCGAAUUGUGGAUACAGAAGUAGUAGAUGGAUUGGAGCUCUCAGUAGAAUGCGCGAGUGAUAAAGAAGAACCGAGUUCCGAAAGUGAAAAUGAGAAAGAAACAAAGCCGCGCCCGAAGACGAUAAUUGUUAAAGCUGAACCAAAUGAAUCAGAACUGGAAUGUAGUAUGUCAGAGACAGAAAAGUCUGAUUCGCAAGAGGUCACUAACACAUUGGAGAUUAAAUCAGAGAAAAAGGUAAAAAAAAGAGGUUCACGAAUAAGUUUUAGUAAACUGAAGGCUUCUGAGUCUGAGGGCAGCCAAAAUAAUAAUUCAGAUGAAGAUUAUAGUCCACGGACUAAAAAAAGGAUGAAAAAAUCUCCAAUGGCUAAGAAAACAAAACACUCUGUUGAAUCAAAAAGAGGACGAGGUGUAAAGAAACAUUCUUCCAAAAAGAUUACUGAACACAUAUCUGAUGAUGAUAGUGUGACUUCAACAGAGAAAAUUAAUAAAGCAAAAAAAACUGAAAGUGAAACGGAAGAAGAAUUAUCAGAAAAGGAUUCUUCGGCAAACGAAAGUAAUAAUAAUUCUGAAAAUGAGAAAGAAUUUUUGAAAGAUAGAAGGACGAGACGUAGUAAUGCUGAACCAGAUAACAAUAGGCAAAUACAAAAAUUGAAAAAAUAUAUAAAGGUUGCUGGUAUAAAAAUAAGAUCUUAUAACGACGUUUGGGCUGAUUGUCGGAAUAAUUCUGCAAGAAUAAACCGCCUAAAAGAAUUAUUAGAAAAAAAUGGUAUUAGUGGAAGGCCAACAUUGGAAAAAUGUAAACGAGCAAAAAAAAAGAAAGAGAGAAUGCAAGAAGUGUCCGAAUUAGAUAUAUCCAACAUUAUAUCUGAAGGACGUGUUACGCGCGCAAGAAGAAAUAUGAAUAAAAGCUCAACAUCUCCAGAUACACCACAACGAUAUCGAGAAGCUCGCAAACGUAUUCAUAGCAUCGUUGAUACUGAUUCAGAAUAGAGCAGGCUGGCAAGAGACCCACAAUUGUUAAGCAACAUAAAUAUCUAAACAUGUAUGGAUAAAAGCAUACCAGCAUAUUGCGUAUGUAUAUAAAAUGUUUUCUAAUAUUAUUCAUAUAUUUUCGUAUAUCAUAAUUAUCACUUCUUAUAGUCUUUUUCUAUUUCUUUUCUUCAAUGAAUUAUUAUGUAAUUAUACAUGAUAUAUUAAUUGGAAAUAUGGGAAGGGACUCAUUUUUAUUAUAUUGAUUCGUUACUUCUACUCGUAAUUAAAGUAAAUUAUUAAACAUGCAAAAAAUAUAAUUUACAUAAGCUUCCAACACAUAUAUUUAGUAUGAAAAGAAUAAAAAAAUUUCGUGUGCAGAAAUGUAAAAAAAGGAUUAUAAAUGAAACAAACAAAGAAUUUAAUAUUGUCAAAUUGUAAGAUAGAUGUGUUUUGCUUAAAUGAAAGAAUGAUUAAUGAUAUAUUUUAAAAUACUAAGAAUUAAUCUAUAAUAUAUAAGUGCAUUGAAUAUGAAUAUAUAAAUGAAUAAAUAAUUAACAUGACAAAACAGCCGCGGGCCUUGUAAAAGCGGAUCUUGUGUUCGAUUGUGUGCGUGUUUGCAUAAAUAAAGCUUUGUGCGAAUUUUACAAUAUAGCAAUCGCACAAGCAGGAACAUGAAUUUUUUCCACGAAUCCUUAUAUCUCCAGCAAAUAAAUAUUUAUAUUUGUUAACAACAAA